AUGGUAAAUGACACCGUCUUUAAUCAAUCAUCGAUGAGAACAUUAAGCACCAAAGAGAAGCAUGAGUAUAUUGACGCCGUCAAGUGCCUUGCGACGAAACCAUCGCAGACUGGAAACAUCUACGCUGGUGCUAAGUCCCGUUACGACGACUUUCAAGGCUUCUUCCAAGCGUAA
Messenger RNA from Fusarium musae, 174 nucleotides. RefSeq lists its product as uncharacterized. Lineage: Eukaryota; Fungi; Ascomycota; Sordariomycetes; Hypocreales; Nectriaceae. The transcript is spliced from 3 exons. The record is from RefSeq and is a predicted model, not a curated record. The coding region runs from base 1 to 174 and encodes 57 amino acids.